Capronia epimyces CBS 606.96 is the source of this 1197-nucleotide messenger RNA. RefSeq lists its product as uncharacterized. Bases 1 to 1197 code for a protein of 398 amino acids. NCBI's taxonomy places the organism in Eukaryota, Fungi, Ascomycota, Eurotiomycetes, Chaetothyriales, Herpotrichiellaceae. The transcript has a single exon. The record is from RefSeq and is a predicted model, not a curated record.
AUGCUGCAGUUAUCUUCCGAUCCAACAUUCCACUACGAGCUUCUUCGGGUGCUUGCAGCUGCGGCGACGCAAGGGUCGGACGUGUCAGAACUGCUCCAAGUAUGCCCCGACAUCAUUCCAGGGGAUUUUCCAUCCUGGUACGUGGGAUUCGACAAGCUUGCAAAGACGGUGCUCCAAGGGAUUUCCUCGGCCGACAAACACUAUGACAACGUGUCUCUGCGCAAUGCAUAUUUCCGGGCAUCUCAUUACUUCUUUGCGGCCGACUUUUUCCUGCACGGCAACCCAGACGACCCUCGCAUCGACGAGCUCCAUCAGCAGUGGACGACGCUGUUUGACAAGGCGAUAGCGCUGCUGCCCGUGCCCGGCGAGCGCCGCAGCAUCCAAGCCGAUGGGUUCGAGGUGCCGGUCAUCCUCCUUCGGCCCGACACCUCGGCGCAGCAAAGGCCUACCAUCAUCCUGGGCAAUGGGUUCGACGGAGCGAUGGAAGAAAUGAUGCAUGUGCUCGGCUUCCCUGCGCUCGAGCGAGGCUACAAUGUGGUCCUCUACGAAGGACCAGGACAGACUGGCAUUCGACGCACCCAGGAUAUCGGCUUCAUCCACGACUGGGAGAGAGUGGUCGGUCCGGUGGUCGACCAUCUGCUCGGCCUGGAUUUCGUGGACCCUCGCAAGAUCAGCCUCCUCGGCUAUUCACUGGGAGGAUAUUUUGCCGCUCGGGCCGCCGCUUUCGAACCUCGACUUGCCGCAUGCAUCCUCAUUGACGGGGUGUGGGACUACUCUAUCACGCUGGCGGCCACUUUCCCCCGAACCUGGAAGUGUUUCCAGGCCGGAGACGUGGCCGGCUGCAACUCGACGUUCGAGGACGAGGGUGCCCAUGGGAAUACGAUGCAACGGUGGGCCUCGGAGCAUUUCCUGUGGUCAUUCAACAAGACCGCCUACGAGGGGCUCCAGGAGGCCCAGAAGAUGAAGGUGGAAGACAUCAUCCAUAACAUCCAAUGUCCUGUUUUCGUCGGCACCGCUCUGGAGGAUCAGUUUGCCGCCCUCCAGCCCGGAAAGGUGGCCCAGGCUCUGGGGAAACAGGCGUACAGCUUUGCCCCGGGCAACGAGUACGCUGCAACGGCUCACUGCCACAUGGGCGCCACGUUUUAUAUGGCUCAGGAGAUCUUUGCCUGGUUGCACGAUAAACACCUACACCACUAA